CAACUGCGGCAUCUUUUCUCGUGCCCAGAGAUUGUCGCGUUUCGCCAGUCGCCUCCGCGUUCCCUUAGACGAAAGAUCUUCCGCGAAAAUGACCGGGGGGAAACGCCUCUUCUCGAAGACAGAAUAGGAAAAUUAUCGCUUUUUGAACCAAUAGCGAAAAAAUGGCACGAAAAUAUGACUUAAGAGUGUGAAAAUCGGCGUUUGUUCAUCGCCACAGGAAGAGGGUGUAUGACGGCCUUCCUGAAGGGUUGCCAUAAAGCUUAAAUCAGUAAAGGGGUUUAAAGCGUGCACUUUUUUGUAUAUAUAAUACGAGAGCGUACAUGAACCUCGACGCCGUUCCGCUACAGGCGUUGUAUCAUAACGCUAAAACUGAAGUACAAUCUCGAGUGACGUCAUUAGAAAUUUAAAACAAAAAAACAAUGAGCCUUGAAAAAAGAAAGUCGUUUUAUCUCCCGAACUUGACGCUGUGACUCCCAAGUGUGAUAUAUUUCGAAGUGGUUUUAUAACGAUGCUGAGACUAACUGCUGCCGCCCUCGUCCUAUUGGUGUCCUGGCGGGCGGCGAGAGGAGAGGAGGAGACGCGUUGGUGCUACGAGUGCGGGACCGGCGUGGCAGGAGAGCCGAACUGCGUGGAGUUCAUGGCGUCGGGAACCUGGACGGCGUUCUGGAGGCAGUGCGCGGGGGACGCCCUCUGCGUCAAGACUGUUCCCGGAUGGAACACGACGGACGAGAGCCGGGCCGUGCGCGGCUGCACGCCCCAGCGCAGCCUCCGCGGCAGCAAGCACCAGGACGGAUGCUGGACUCACCCCAUCUCGUCGUUUCUCACCUGCUACUGCUCCACGGACCUCUGCAACGCCGCCCACGCGCCCACGCCCGCACUCACGCCCGUGCUCUUCGGUCUGGUCGCUGCUUAUGUGGUGGUGGGUGGGUGAGGGAUGGGGGGAAGGGAAGGGAGGGGGGAGGGAAGGGGAAGGGAUGAGGGAGGAAGGGGAGGGAGAGGGAGGGGAGGCGAUGGAGGAGGGAGGAAGGAGAGGGAGACAGGAGGGAAGAAGAGGUGGGGGAAGAGGGAAAGGAGGAGAGAAGAAAUGAGUGAGAGAGAGGGGAAGGAUGAGGAAGAGAGAGGACAGGGGCAAGGAUGAAAGAGGAAGACGAAUGAGGGAAGAGGGAGGAUGGGACAGGGGGGGGGGGCAGGAGGAGACAAGGGAGAGACGAAAGAAAGGAGAGAAGGAGGGAAAGAGAAAGGAAAUUAGAAAAUGGGCUGAGGCGACGAGUGAAGGAAAGAAAAAUAAAAGGAUG
Messenger RNA from Penaeus monodon (black tiger shrimp), 1295 nucleotides. RefSeq lists its product as uncharacterized. The record is from RefSeq and is a predicted model, not a curated record. Gene Ontology annotation, biological process: sleep; positive regulation of voltage-gated potassium channel activity; regulation of synaptic transmission, cholinergic. Lineage: Eukaryota; Metazoa; Arthropoda; Malacostraca; Decapoda; Penaeidae.